AUGAGCAUGUUAGCCAAGAAUACGCUCUCCACGGCGACGCGUUUUGGUCGCGCGAUCACAGGCGGCCUCUCGCUAACCCAUACAUCAGCUUUCACAAUAAAAGAGGGUAAAGCGUUUGUGCAAGUCAAGAUUGGUGGUAGCGAUCAAGUUGAUAAACAUGGAUUCCCGGCUCCCGAGAAGCGCGAGGACGAUUAUUAUGCUGUCAGUGCCACCAAAGAUGGUUGGGGUCCAGAAACCUCUUGCUUUUCUAACAUAUUUGCACCCAUGUCCAUGGAGUCUGAUCUGAGGGAUACAGUAUUUGGAGGUGUCAGCGAUAACAUCCUACUCAAACCUGGUACGAGGGAGACCUUUAUCCUCUGCACCUCGGGUAUAGACCAAGAUGUCUUCCUCGAGCGCCUAGCUAAAGUAGGCCAGAAGUACCGGGGAAUAGACUUCGUGAAGCAGGGUGUUAAGGCCGAGGAAAUCCUAGGAGAACUCAGGAGUGUCAUUUCUGACUUGUUAGGAGAAUUUAUUUCGGCAAAGAUUAUCACCGAAGACUAUCGUGCCGACCGCAUGAAGAAGUUCGAUGAACAAGCUGGGAAAAUGACCAAUGUCAUCGAGUCAACCGGAAGGAGUGGAUAG
Molecule: messenger RNA, 621 nt
Organism: Rhizoctonia solani
Lineage: Eukaryota; Fungi; Basidiomycota; Agaricomycetes; Cantharellales; Ceratobasidiaceae
Exons: 4
Coding region: 1-621 (206 amino acids)
Source: RefSeq, a predicted model, not a curated record